This is a messenger RNA of Betta splendens (Siamese fighting fish), 2101 nucleotides long. It is a transcript of the gene nsun6, whose product is annotated as NOP2/Sun RNA methyltransferase 6. NCBI's taxonomy places the organism in Eukaryota, Metazoa, Chordata, Actinopteri, Anabantiformes, Osphronemidae. The record is from RefSeq and is a predicted model, not a curated record. Gene Ontology annotation, biological process: RNA methylation. Bases 194 to 1576 code for a protein of 460 amino acids. Gene Ontology annotation, molecular function: RNA binding; methyltransferase activity. The transcript is spliced from 12 exons.
CGUAAUGACGUAUACGGAAGUAGUAGCAUCGGCCAUGCCAAAACAUUUAGAACCAGGGGCAUUUGGACCUAAACGGAUUAAAACCUAACUUUAGACCAGGACCACAAAGAAAACUAAAUAUCAGUUUAAUAUAUGCUAAUUAGGAGAAAUCGAUUGACCUAACUCUGAUUGAAACAACAUAUUGAAAGAGGAAAUGUCUAUUUUUCCAAAAAUAGCUCUGAAGCCUGAAGUCACUGAGUAUCUAAAGAGUGUCUUCUUAAACAAUGAGGUGUUGGCUGCAGUGGGUCAUCAGGAGGCAGAAAGUCGUUUCCAAAACCUGCUCGCUUGUCUGUCACAUCCUCCCUCGCACACAUGUGUUCGGGCCAGCACUCAUCUCUCCUCCCUGGAGGAUAUCCAACACAAACUGGGAGAAGAACUAAGAAAGCAGCAGAUGUGCAGUUCAUCAACAGUCUCCCAGCAGAUUCUUCCGCAUCCACAAAUUCCAGAUGUGCUGCUCCUUCCUGUUGAUGGCCCGAGACCUGUGAAGCAGCUCAGUUCAGGGGUGGUGGUGGGGGCUCAGUGUGGCAGUGCUGUUCUCAGAGGGGCUCAUGUCUUUGCCCCAGGGAUUGUUGCCAGCCCUAAGUACAUGAAGGCCGGAGAUGUGGUUUCUGUCUUCUCUGACCUGGAGGGAAAGUGCACUCGAGGAGCCACAAGCUUCCAGGGCAAGAAGGUGUUUGUGGGAAACGGAGUUGCUGAAAUUGACCGUUCCAACAUUUUCUGCACAGACAAACCUGUCAAAGGUGUUGGUGUUCGGAUGUUGGAGCCGCUUUAUCAGAGUCCUUCAUUCGAUGGUGUUCUACCCAGCCUUGUGUUCCUACAGAACCUGCCCUCUGUGGUUGUGGGACAUGUGCUCGGGCCUCGGCCUGGAGAACGUAUCCUUGAUAUGUGUGCUGCACCUGGAGGGAAGACCUGCCACAUUGCUGCACUCAUGAGGGAUCAGGGCGAGGUUGUGGCCUUGGACAGGAUCAAAAAUAAGAUUGAUCAAAUCCAUCAAAAUGCCCAGAUGUUUGAUUUGCACAGCAUCAAAGCGUUUUGCUUUAAUAGCACUCAGGCCGUGAGCGGUGAUCCAGCUCAAAAAUCUGAAGGACCUCCCUUCCCUCCUGAGAGUUUUGACCGGGUCCUGUUGGAUGCUCCCUGUAGCGGCCUCGGACAGAGACCCAGCAUGGCCAACACCUGCAGCCGUAAGGAGAUCUGCUCGUAUCAGCCUCUGCAGCGCAAGCUAUUCCACGCUGCAGUGAAGCUGCUCAAGAAAGGUGGGGUUUUGGUGUACAGCACCUGCACAGUGACUCUAGCAGAGAAUGAGGAGCAGGUAGCCUGGGCCCUCGAUACCUUCCCCUGCCUCACGCUUCAGCCUCAGGAGCCUCACAUUGGUGCAGAGGGCAUGCUGGGAGCCGGGCUGUCACCUGAGCAGCUGCGUCUCCUCCAGAGAUUCAGUCCCGAGCUGAGCUGGGAGCGGACAGACAUGACGGCUCCUCUCCCCUGCAGAGCCAACAUGGACACCAUUGGCUUUUUCAUCGCAAAGUUUCUUAAAAACUGACCGUAGGGUUUUUACUUACAGCCCCCACUUGAGACUGUAGACGGGAACAAUAGUGUUUGGAUUAUGACACUCUGUGGGCUUUGAUGGGCCAGUGUUGACAAAGACGCUGACUGUGCUGUUUAGAGCAUCUGCCUCUUUGCAGCUGCUCUCUAAAACUGCAGGCCAUAUACGGAUAAGCCCUAUAAACGCCGAGGGGCAGGAGAGAGAGAGAGAGAGAGAGAGAGAGAGAGAGAGAGAGAGAGAGGCAGAGGGAGGGUGGGGGGCGUGAGGGGAUGGAGACUGAAUGAGAAUUGGCAAAUGCAGCAGUGCCGGCGUCGCCAUAACAACCGUGACGACACAGCUGCCAUGGUGACGGUGAAUUCGGCGGAUCAGGAAGUAGCGUACAGAACGGGGUCAUGAGGUAUUAACAAUUUAGUGUCUCAGUAAAAGUGGAAACAAGAGGCUUCUAAUUAGUGUUUCUGCUGCACGUGCUGCAGUUGGACUCUGUACUGUGUUUUCAAAUUCAUAAAGUACUUUCGAGUUGUG